AAGCAAUGUCCAUUGCAACGUCAUCAGAACGUGUGUUUAUAAGGUUCAUAAUACUUUUUUUUGUACUCUCAUUACGUACAACACAAACCCGCGGUUGUCGGCUUGUACGCGAAUUACUUGGAUCCUGAAUCGCUUUGGCACAGAUUGACAUCUGGUGAUGAAAAGUUGAUCAUGUACGACAAGAACGGACGAAAAAGGUUGAGGUCAAAGGUCAGUCAGGCUUCACAGACUGUGGCAAAAUCUAGGUUGACUCGCAAUAAAGUGAUUUUAUGUGUAUGGUGGGAUUGGAAGGCCAUUGUUUACUGGAAACUUUUACCGCCGGGCAGAAGCAUUGAUUCGCAUCUCUAUUGCCAACAACUAAUGAGAUUAAAGCAAAAAGUUGAGAAAAAGCGAUGGGAAUUGAUCAAUUGAAAAGGUGUGGUCUUUUAUGACGAUAACGCUAGUCCACACACAUCUUUAAACACUCAGCAAUAAUUAAGAGAGUUUGGCUGCGAGGCGUUAAUGCAUCCAUCACAUAGCACUGACCUUGCACCUUCAAAAUUCUUUGGGCAGUGUCAGGUUAACAUUAAGAGAGGAUUGCCAAGACUACUUGUCGCGUUUUUUGAUCAGAAGUCUCCAAAUUUCUACAGCAAUAGGAUCAUGGCACUUCCUAAAGGAUGGCAGAAAGUCGUCGAUCAAAAUGACACAUAUACACUUAAAGGUAUAUACUUAAUUAAAUGUCAACAAACUUAGAAAAAAGAAGUCUUGAGUUUUCAUAUAAAAUGUGAAGGAACUUUUUCCUCAACCUAAUAUAAUAGUAGACCGUCUAAUUUACGUCGACUUAUAAAUGAAUGAUCGUCUAUUGUAUACCGUUAUUAAUUUUGGUGCAACACACAAUAAAAUUCAGGUACCCCACUUGAUUGAAACUGUAAAGGGUGAACACUCGUACUGUGUAUAAGUGACGUGAUUUUGGUGGAGUUUUAAGCCAUCGUUGCGUGCGCGAAGUGUAUUUAUAGCGCAAUCGGCAGAGGCGCGCGCGCCCCGCUCGAUGCUGAUUUGUCACGGUACCUAACACGUAUAAUGCUUGACCUUCGAAAUCCAUAUAUGGCUGCCAACCCAGACCCUUAUUAUACAAAAGGGAGAAAUUUAAAUACAGUCUACAAUCGUCCGGAUCAUUGCCGCGUCUCAUGUGCCGGGUUUUGCAAAUCAGCCGGGUCAUAUAGGAUUAACAUUCAUCCCAAUAAUUCGUGGAUUUUUCUUCCUAUUCCUUUUUUGGAGACCUUCCGACGUGCCUCCAAUACGCUUAUAUGUCAUAUCACAACACAAUGAUUAUAAUAUAUUAUGGCCAUCUCUUUUAAAAUGCUCAAAAAGAUAAUUGAAUAUACACAGACGCCGAAAAUCUACGAUUUAAUUAUCUAGGUAUGUUGAUAGAUUACAACACAAAUGUAAUUUUCAAGUAAUGAUAACCUAUUGUCUUCUGAAAUGAAUAUAAAAGAGCUGAGCGUGUAGUACUUUCGGUGUCAGUCCACGCUCGGAGGAUUCUGGAGGAUCAUCACAAUGCUACGUUUAACGCUUCUACUGACGCUCGCGGCACUCGCGUGCCACGCUGCUCCUAGAUCUGAUGACGAAGCUGUUGAACAUUUAUACAGAAGUGUGAUCAUCUCCGACUACGAGACCGCUCUGUCACAGAGUAAAGAACUCGAGAAAGCGCGGAGAGGCAAUGUCAUCUCUAAACUUGUUGAUAAACUGAUCGCACAGAAACCGCACAAGUCUAUGUAUUACGCGUACUACCUGUGGAAUCACAACGCUCAAGACAUCGUCAAGAAUUCUUUCCCGAUCCAAUUCAAGAUGAUCUUCGGCCAGCAUACCACCAAAAUUAUAAACAAGAAAUUCGGCAUGGAGCUCAAAAUAGGACUUAGCACUGAUUCAUACGGCGAAAGGAACGUGUAUGGCGUCAGCACUGACAAUGACAUUGGGAAGAGGGCAAGCUGGGAGUUCACGUCACCCGAGGCAGCAGACCACAAGGUCUACUUUAAAAUCUACAACCCUCACGACAACCAAUAUAUGAAAACCACAAUUUUUUAUGAUACUUACAAAGACCACCUGAUUAACACUUCUACAAAUUCUGACACUUUUAGACACCAGUGGUACCUUCAACCAGUGGUGGUCAAUAAGGAGCUCUUGUUCUACAUUAUCAACCGAGAGUACGAUGAGCUCUUGAAGCUGUCCCAAUCCCCGGACUCGGAUGGCGACCGAGAGGCUUUUACGCACGGCGAAGAUGCGUCUGGUGAUCCUGAACGCUUCGGAUGGAAGAUCGAACGUUACUAAGCAAUUGUAGUAAUGAUUUUGGAGACAUUUUUACUGGAAUAAACGUGUGAUUUAAGCAUUA
Messenger RNA from Manduca sexta (tobacco hornworm), 2368 nucleotides. Its product is annotated as microvitellogenin-like. Lineage: Eukaryota; Metazoa; Arthropoda; Insecta; Lepidoptera; Sphingidae. The transcript is spliced from 2 exons. The coding region runs from base 1537 to 2307 and encodes 256 amino acids. Gene Ontology annotation, cellular component: extracellular region. The record is from RefSeq and is a predicted model, not a curated record.